Molecule: messenger RNA, 213 nt
Organism: Acaulospora colombiana
Lineage: Eukaryota; Fungi; Glomeromycota; Glomeromycetes; Diversisporales; Acaulosporaceae
Source: the annotation of a GenBank genome assembly
AUGUCUUCUAUAUUCACUGGAGCAAGCAGAAUCUCACUAAUCUCUUUGGGAAAUGCAUGGGUGGAUAGUCCAAAAGUGGACUUGGUCCAGUCAGAAAAAUCUUGGGCGGGUUCAAAUCCUGUGGGUGAAGUGUCCUUUGCAGAAGUUGAAAGCAACGCGCUUUCGCUUUCAACACUAUCAAGAUACGUGCCUUCAGUUCCGUGGGUGGAGUAG